AUGAAACUGAGAGUGAUUUGUAUCCUGCUACUAUGGUUAGCUUCCGGAGAGGGGUUUAAUCUUUCCCCAACGCCUAGUUAUACGUUCAAACAACCGGCAUUAAAAACGUUUAUAAAGCAAACGCGCAGUUCGUACUUUGGUUUUUCGAUUAAUCUACGCAACAGUGGAGUGUUUGUCGGAGCGCCAAGAGCCCAGUCGAACCUCGAAUCACAACGAAAUGUCAACGAAACCGGGGCCGUGUAUCGGUGCAGCUUCUCCCCAAACACAUCGCAAUGUACGCCGGUCUACCUCGACAAGCUGGGAAAUGUCCGCUACGAAAACGACAGCUACAGCCCUCACAUUCAGUCCGAGAAAAAAGACUACCAGCUUCUCGGGGCUGCGGUGGAUGGACUCGGCACCGAUGACGAUUGGCUCGUGGCUUGUGCACCAAAAUUGAUCGGUGAUCUAGAAGAGUUGUACACGCUACACGGUAUCUGCUAUCUAACCGAAAGCACCAGGACAAGCAUAGACGCAAAGACGGUGUACAAAAUAAAACCUCUCCGAAAUAAAGCAAAACAAUUGUAUAAGCAAACAUACUUUGUCUACAUUUUUGGAGAACAGGGCUUAAGCGUGCACGUGACGGAUGAUGGAAAGGAGGUUCUCAUCGGAGCACCUGGGGUCUGGACGUGGCGCGGGACAGUCAUUCGUUACCGACAGCUACCGGGCGUGGUGGACGCGACUUUUAGAGGGAAAAAUGUAAUCCGUGAGCCUAACCGAGCGAAUACCUUCACGCAUGAAACUGUCGUACCGAAUCUACGUCUACGUAUAGACACUGACUCGUACCUGGGAUACUCCCUCAGUUCGGGAUACUUCCUGAACACCGAGAAGUUACUGUACGUGGCCGGUGCACCUCAAUCGAAAGGUCAGAGUGGUGAGGUUAUCAUCUUCGACUACGUUAACAAUCCCACCACGCAGGAGACGGACCUGGUCCGUUACCAAUCGCUGGAGGGUCAACAGUUUGGCGAGUACUUUGGCUAUUCGCUCCUGACAGAGGACUUCAAUAGCGACGGACUGCCGGAUUUGGCGGUUGGGGCACCGAUGCAUAGCCAUUUGAUGGAGCACGAAAAUGGUGCUGUUUACGUGUUCCUCAAUGUAGGGGGUCUUCAGUUCGAGCUGCAGAUGAAGUUGUCCUCCUCCUACGAAGGAAGUGGUCGCUUUGGCACAAGUCUGGGAAAAAUCGGAGACUCCAACCGAGAUGGCUACGCUGAUAUCGCUAUCGGAGCCCCAUUCGAGGGGAACGGUGUUGUUUACAUAUGGCUAGGGUCAGUGAAGGGUCUGCAAACCAAGCCAAGCCAACGAUUGGAACCACCAACGCAUACCAGCCCCUUACAACCACCACGACAGCCAAUGUUUGGCUAUGCGAUCUCGCGCGGGAUCGACAUCGACAACAAUGGGUACAACGACAUAGCCGUUGGAGCGCCGGAAGGAGAAGCUGUGUAUGUCUACCGCACGUAUCCCGUGGUCCGGAUCGAGGCACGAAUAAAUUCGACCAAACGUGAGAUACCGGCCGAGGGUGGUAUCUUUGAAAUUGCUUGCUGCUGGUCGGCAGAAUUUCCCGCAGGGAUCGCAUUCAAUGUUACGCUCCAGUACAAAGUCGAUAUUGACAAACUCAUGAGAAGAGCGUCAGUGGCCAACUUUCAAUCGUCUGUUAAUGCCGCCCAGCAGGUCGUCUUACUCGGCGACCGUACUGUGUGCAAGCAAUUCCUCGUGAAUGUUACCGCAUCGCACACUACGCUUCACCAACCCAUCAUCAUCGAUAUGGAGUAUAUGAUGUCGGAACAAGCGACUCCUCCAAAAGAUGGACCGUUUUGUGAUCACUGUGCGAUUCUGGAUCCGAACGAAUUCACCCGUGUGCAAGAGUGGAUCCCCUUCCGCACUGGAUGUAGGACGGAAACGUGCAUGUCGGAUCUGAGAAUUACCAACAUCCGGUGGACUGACGUGCCAUCACCAUACUUCAUCGGUAGCAGGAAAGUAGCCACCAUCGAGGUGGAGAUUGAAAACUCUGGUGAGAAUGCGUUCCUACCUCAGGUGAACCUUACCGUUCCGUCGAGUCUGCAAGCCAUGGCAAAGUCGGUUCCCGAGUGCGUUGUCUCACCCGCCGUUGAUGGCCACAUCGCCGUGCUGUGUGAGUUAAAUAACCGUCUACCGCUUCGAAGUGGGGCAAAGGUUAAGCGCUCUCUACAGUUCGAUAUGACACACCUGGAAGACAGUCGGCGGGAACUCAAAGUUCGUGCGGUAUCACUUACAUCCAGCGAGGAGCAGUGGCCGAAUGAUAACGACAUGGAGUACAUAUUACCGAUCCGGGAGUCUAGUUUAAUGGAAAUUUUUAGCAAAGUAAGCCCUCAGUCCGUGCAUUUGGAUCAGCAGAAAGGUAUUGUGAACAUGACCCAACGGGUGGAGGUCCUUAACAACGGACCCAGUACAAUGCGCGACCCACUACUCUACGUGGACGUUCCUUUGACAUACAUCUUCGGCACCAAACGUUGCCAAAUAAUUGAUCCCAAAGAUGUUCGAGCGACAGGCACCUUCAAUGACACUCCACUAAAGAUCGACUGGAUACAGCCUAACGAGGAUUCAACCUUGCCAAAGUUUAGCUUUCACAUCCAACACAACCCUGACGUCACGGAAAAUACACCCAUCGCAGAAGCCAUAGAUAAUGAAGAGCUAGAGUUGGAUAAUUCUUGGAUAGACGUCGCACGCGCAAAACGAUCCAACUUAUGGGUUCAACCGACAAGACAAGGGUUGAGCUCAAUCCAACCGCACGAUCUUCCGGCAAACCGGACUGUAUUUUUCAACUGUGCCCAGAACAGUUCUGCGGUGGAGUGUUUACAGCUUCAGACACGCCUUGCUGCUAUUCCUUCCGGUCCCAAACCGCUCCGGCUUGAGCUACAUUACAAGCUCGACCUUGAUGCCAUCGAAGCAUGUCUGCAGGAACAGGAAGAUAUAUUCGUUGUGCAGAUUUUGAGCGACCUAGGAAAGCCUUCCGACGGUGUCAAAGAAACGUUCGCGGUGGUACGCAACAAUCCACACACGCUUGUGACGCGAACCGCCAACCGAAGUGCCCCGACUUGGAUCUACACCACUUCGUCGUUAGGAGGGCUGAUCCUUUUGGCCAUCCUCACGUACGUUAUGUUUCGCCAGGGUUUCUUCAAGCGUCAGCUGAGGGAGGAUAUGACUAGACUUCACCGCGAAGUAAGAGCCAAAAGAGCGAAUAGUGUCGGCUUUAAUAAUUCAAGUGCCGUAUCGGAUGAUAUGGAGCAGGAGGACGUUUCUGCCAUAUGA
Messenger RNA from Anopheles coustani, 3321 nucleotides. RefSeq names its product integrin alpha-PS3-like. The coding region runs from base 1 to 3321 and encodes 1106 amino acids. Gene Ontology annotation, molecular function: integrin binding. NCBI's taxonomy places the organism in Eukaryota, Metazoa, Arthropoda, Insecta, Diptera, Culicidae. Gene Ontology annotation, cellular component: external side of plasma membrane; integrin complex. The transcript has 6 exons. The record is from RefSeq and is a predicted model, not a curated record. Gene Ontology annotation, biological process: cell-matrix adhesion; integrin-mediated signaling pathway; cell-cell adhesion.